Messenger RNA from Seriola aureovittata, 2392 nucleotides. RefSeq names its product homeobox B1b (gene hoxb1b). The record is from RefSeq and is a predicted model, not a curated record. Gene Ontology annotation, cellular component: nucleus. Gene Ontology annotation, molecular function: RNA polymerase II cis-regulatory region sequence-specific DNA binding; DNA-binding transcription factor activity, RNA polymerase II-specific. Lineage: Eukaryota; Metazoa; Chordata; Actinopteri; Carangiformes; Carangidae. Gene Ontology annotation, biological process: regulation of transcription by RNA polymerase II. The transcript has 2 exons. Bases 1154 to 2017 code for a protein of 287 amino acids.
GCACUUGAGGUCUAUAGCUAGCAUCACAUUAUCUCUUACUUAAUUACAGCGCCCUUACGGAUGACUGUAGGUUUGGGGAGAUAUUACAUGUUAGUGUGAGUGUCGUUAAAGAAAGAAGCCAGGGGAUAAAAAAAGCGUCUAUAUGGUUCUGAAAUGCGUCUUUGUUCUUUUAUGGGCAGAGUGGGCCACACAAGCUGUCAAUCUUUAAAAAGCGCUCAUGAUGGAUCACUGAAUUUCCCUCUCUCUCCACAACACUGUCUGAUUCAGAGGAGUCCGUCUGCAGGAUUCAUGUUGUCUAAAGCCUGGAGAAAUAGUUUGGUAAUAAGCCAACACACACACACACACACACACACACACACACACACACACACACACACACACACACACACACACACACGGACCAAACUUAGAUUUAGAUAAACACAUGAGCGAGUUUUCAUACAUUUUUGUAUUUCACUGAGAAUUAAGGGAACUGGGGGACAAAUGACAAAUAAUAAAACAACAAAUAGGCAAUACAUUUAAAGUUAAAACAUUUGAUUUUGAAAUUAAUAUAUUGUAUUAUUGCUUGAAGUUUGGUCAAAAGAAUAAUUUUCCAGUCUGUGUAGUAACUUUUGAUCAUUUUAAAAAUACAAUAAUAAUAAUAAUAAUAAUAAUGAAUGAUGUGUGCACUAAUCUCUGGUCUAUGGAAGCCAGUGUUAUUAUUAUACGAAACACACAUUAUUAUUAUCAUUAUUAUUAUUAUUAUGUUAGACAUAGAUUGGAAUUAUUUUUUACUGUCAUAAAUUUGUCAUUCUCAGCUCCUCUAACGCUGCAGCCUGAAAAUGUAUCCUGAUGUUUGUGUUCUUAUCAGAUGGAUGAGCGAGUUUGAUUGAAGCAUUUGUCAUGUAAAUGCGAGCCGUUUGAUGGACGAGCCUACAGACUUGACAGAGUGCUGUUGGUCCCUUGCCAUUGGCGUUUGACGGGUCACAUGGUGUGUCAGGAAGGUGAUAUGAGAGUGGAAGGCAGUUUUACAGCUUUGACAUACUACCUAGAAGGUUAGGGCACAAGGAGCACCGAUUAUUGACUGCUCCGUCUUGAUCAGUUCUGAACAAACAAACAAACAAACAAAAAAAAAAAAGCCAAAAAAAAAAAAACAAACCCUGCGAGGUCCAGGAUGAACUCUUACUUAGAUUACCCCGUGUGCAACCGGGGAGCAAAUAUCUUCAGUGCCAAGGCUGGAUACCACAAUUUAAACCACGGAUACAUGUCGUCCAACUCGUGCGCAACAAGUGAUAGUUACGCACCGGACGGCCGCUUAGUUGCUGCAACUUCUGGGCCCCACCAGACUCCGAGCCUCCCUCUGCACCACCAGACACACGUCAACUUGGAUCUGCAUUUUUCAACACCGGGGAACUCCAUGUAUGGGUCACCCCUGGACUACGGACACCACCAGUACGGCCUAGCCUCCGAGCAGGACCGGAACUUCAUUCAUGCGCAAGUUUCACCCCUUGGGACAAACAUGGCCCCUUACACCGGGGAUAAUUGUGGGCCUGGAGUUGCAGCGGGCGGCCAGUAUCUGCAUUUCGGCAACGGAGACCAGAGGCAGCAAGAGUAUUCAGAGAGUGUUUACACAAGGUUACCGCCCCAGAAUAAGGAGAAGGAUUUGGAGCAUGUGGAGGAAACUUCGAAAACAUUCGACUGGAUGAAAGUGAAGAGGAAUCCUCCUAAAACAGCGGUCCUGUCCGAGUUCGGGGUUCCGGGCCAGCACAACGUGAUCCGCACCAACUUCACCACCAAGCAGCUGACCGAGCUGGAGAAGGAGUUCCACUUCAACAAAUACCUGACGCGGGCACGGCGGGUGGAGGUCGCCGCCAGUCUGGAGCUCAACGAGACGCAGGUGAAGAUCUGGUUCCAGAACCGCAGGAUGAAGCAGAAGAAACGUGAGAAACUGGGCAGCGCUCUGGUCAGCAACACUCCGGCACCUGCGGAGAAACUCUCCGGUCCUGACACUUCUCCAAAGGCGAAGGGGAAAGACUGAAGCAGAACGUGACUUUUAAAAAAAAAAAAAAGAUAAAAUAUCUGUGACUGUGGGGCCUGAGCAGUUCUCCACAUCGUUCCCUCAUUCCAGAAAAGAAACUGUGAAACAUGCUUUUGGACUUGUGAAGUAUAAACAGGGUCUGUGCUUACUGGGCACUGAUUUCUGAAACCGAAUGCUGAGAAAGUUUUAAAAAAAAAAAGUCUUUUCAUCCAUUCUUGUAUUUUGUAACCUUCCUAUCAUAAGCCCACGCUUUGUUUUGUGUUGGAGCACUGAAGUACUCAGUGUCAUUGUUUGCACUAUUUAUUUACAGGGUAUUUUCCAACAAUUGUUGAGAUGAUUUAGCUUAAUAAAGUUUAUAAAAUGAAAAUUAAAAAA